AUGGCUCGCCGCGCGAAAAUCCCCACCUUGCCUGACGAUAUUGUUGAUUCCAUUCUGUUAGAGUUGCCAGUGAAAUCUCUUUUACGGUUCAAAAGAAUUUGCAAAUCAUGGUGUCGUUCCAUCGAUGAUCCCGAGUUUGUAAAGUCACAUCUACAUAAGUCAUUUGUUGAUACUAAUCGUCAAAAAAUUCUCUUUAUUAGUUUUGAAAAAUUUAAACCCUUGGGGUUUACGGCUAAAAUCCGAUCAACAGAAACAUCACUUGGUGUUGAUUCCAAAUUUACUUUGCUCGACCCACCCAUCCCAGGAUUCCUCAAUGAUACUUAUCUUGGUUUAAAAGUGUCUUUGUGCAAUGGCUUGGUCUUUUUGAAAAAUUAUACAAGCAUGAUGUUAUGGAAUCCUGCAAUUCGAAAAUACAAACUGAUCCCUAGUUAUGAUAUGCCGCCACUUUGUUGGACAUACUCGCUAUUUGGUAUUGCCUAUGAUUCUGUGGCUGAGGAUUACAUGAUAGUACAUGUAAAGGUGACCGAUGAAAUUAAUCGGGACCAUAUCAUUGAAAUAUAUUCAGUUAUUAAUCAAUCUUGGAGAAGGAUGGAGGAUAUUAGGGUUCCCGUUGGAUUCCGUUCCAUCUACCAACAUCCAGUUUCAUUAAACGGUACCAUUAACCUUAUUGCCACUUCAACUCGAGACAAAUCUGAAUGCUUUGUUAUAUCUUUCUACUUAGCGGACGAAAAAUUUAUUGUAACUCCAUUCCCGAGAAAGGACUGGAAAUUUUUUAGUUGGAGAUUGCGUACUUUUGCCAAUCGUGUCUGUAUUUCCGCGACUUUUGAGGAGAAAUUUUCGAUGUGGGCACUGGAGAAAGAUGGGAAAACUGGCUUAUUGACCUGGAAUAACAUCACGGCGAUUCUAGCUUCAGACUCAUCGAUUCACAAAUUCCCCGGGGGCCUUCUUGACUUCAUAUGUGUUAAGGAGAACGGAAAUAUAUUGUGGAGAUAUUGUAACGACGAAAAAGGUCAUUUUAUUGAGUACGAUGUGCGGAGAAAAGAAGUCACUGAAUUUAAGUUAGAAUUAGAAAUUCUACUAAAUAGACAUUUACCACUUUUGCAUGUGGAAAGUUUAGUUUCCUCGAAGUGGGAUUAA
Molecule: messenger RNA, 1137 nt
Organism: Lycium ferocissimum
Lineage: Eukaryota; Viridiplantae; Streptophyta; Magnoliopsida; Solanales; Solanaceae
Product: F-box protein CPR1-like
Exons: 1
Coding region: 1-1137 (378 amino acids)
Molecular function (GO): protein binding
Source: RefSeq, a predicted model, not a curated record